AUGGAAAUAUUUACUAACUUACCAUUGGUAAAAACUGAUAAAGAUUUUGAUUUAAAACGAAUAUCACUAUCGUCAACUGUGACUAUUCUUUUUACACAAUCUAAAAUUAUUCGUAACAGUAAUGAAAAUAGUACUUCAGAAACAAUAACAACAACAUCGAAAUCAAAUGAAAAAAUUGAAAAUCCAAAUUCUGGAAAACCAUUGAUCAUUAUACUUGCCAUUACAUUACCAACUCUAGCAAUAAUAGUUCUUUUAUUACUUUUAUUCGUAUGUUAUCGACGGCGUCAUUCAUCAAUUUGGCUUAAAAAAAUAGAUAAUGACAGUCCGCUAAAGUCAAUUGUUGUGAAUACAUCACUUCAACCUGAGUAAGUUAUAUAACAUUGAAAUUCUAUAUUCUAAUAGCAUGGACAUUUUUUGUUAAUGGUUUCACACCGAAAAGUUAACAGUUCCUAUUUUUCCGUUAACAAACAAAUGUUUUCACUGUUGUCACGGAAAUGUGAACUGUAUUUUUAGUAAAAGAAAAAUAUGUCUAGGAAUAUACUGAAAUGUUACGGGUAGCCGGGGGGGGGGGGCGGGGGGGGGGGGGGGGGGGGGGGGGGGGGGGGGGGGGGGGGGGGGGGGGGCGGG
Didymodactylos carnosus is the source of this 627-nucleotide messenger RNA. NCBI's taxonomy places the organism in Eukaryota, Metazoa, Rotifera, Eurotatoria, Philodinida, Philodinidae. The record is from the annotation of a GenBank genome assembly.